CUAAAAACCCCUCAGACCCUAAAAAACAAAACAGCAACAACAAUUUAGUCCCUCGUUUAUCUGAUCUAGAUGUGCUAAAGUCUUAUCUAGAGUCUUAUCUCGAAGUGAAAAAUUAAAUACGGGAUAUACAUCCCCAUAAACAAUAUAUUCCUCAACAAAGAUCCUCAAAAAUUCUAUAAUCAACCUCUGUACGCGAUUUUUAUGCUCCCCGGACGAUUCAUUGUCAUAAAAUUAGAGAACAAAUUGUCGUUGGACCACAAUCAUGGAGACGUUCCCAGCGCCUCGAUUUGAGACCAAAAUCGAGACUUUCGAACCCUGCAUCGUCGCUCCAGCGAAUCAUCGUCAAAUAACACCGAAUGUCGUGGAACAGGCGGCGAUCAUUCAUAUUGAGGAUAAUCAUGGCAAUGAUGAACAAGCCGAUGGACAAAAUGAGGGAGACUCCCACAUUCAAGUGUCGGAACUUCAGUCCAAUAUACAGCAGAACAUGACGCUAACACCUGUCAGAUUACCAGCAAUUCUAGAUGGUGAAUACUUCUCUGUUAUUCGUAUCGACGAUAGUAAUGUCACAGUUAGGUGCCUCCAGUGCCAGAAAUUGUUAAAUGGAAACCUGAAGUCCACGGGGAAUUUCUUGAGCCAUAUCAAAAGAGUACAUCCAAUCCUCAUCGAGAAGAUCAAGACGAAGUCACAUCAGAGGAAGCCAGCAGUCGCAUACAUUGAUACGACGGCGGAAAAAUCUGAAGUUCCAAAAACCAAGAAGGGAUACAGAAAAUGUUACAGAACGGUAGACCAUAAUUAUUCACAAGACGAGAGUCCAAGCAAUGCUGAUGAUAACUGUGAACAGUCUUCCACGAAUUGGCCAGAAACCCCUCCAAUCAUAAAAAAGAGAAGAACAGACGAACCAGAGCAUCAAGAAGUAGCUAGGCCCUCUCAAGUCAACACUUAUGGAGUAGAAGACGAGUUCGACGCGAUUGGACGUAACGUAGCAGCAAAACUACGAAACAUGCGCCUCGACCAGAGGAUAGUGGCUGAGAAACUCCUCAACGACGUCCUCUUUGAGGCACAACUCGGUACUCUCCAUCGAGAGGCAGCUCUCCACGUAUAAAAUCCUCGGAUUAAGCAAAGUAACACAUUUUGGUAUACUUCAACACCUCCACAGCAUUUUCUUGGCAAAAUCGCUUAAUGAAAUUGAAUUCUAGGAUUAUCGAUCGACUAUUCUUCUUUAAAGUAGCUCUACCCUUCCGGUAAAUUCAAAGAUUAUU
Diachasma alloeum is the source of this 1259-nucleotide messenger RNA. RefSeq lists its product as uncharacterized. The record is from RefSeq and is a predicted model, not a curated record. Bases 263 to 1102 code for a protein of 279 amino acids. The transcript has 3 exons. Lineage: Eukaryota; Metazoa; Arthropoda; Insecta; Hymenoptera; Braconidae.